GCCCGAGUCAGCGUUCAGGGUCUGAUGAGUCAAAUUCAGAAGGUGGCCAGGAUCGAGAACGGUCGGAGACACACAAAGAUCAGCAGACCAUCCAUCUCACUGCGCCAGCCAUCGAGGAGACCCUGAUCGUAGUUUUGCGCCUCGGUGAUGUAGGCGCUCCAGAGCUUGUUUCCGCUGGCCCUCUCGCGCUCGAUACUCUCUUCUUCUGCCUUGCGUUUGUCGGCCUUGUAUCCACACAGCGUUUCUCCAUCCACACUGCCUCACCAUGACAAUGCCACGGCUUACAGCCACCAAGCGCCCAGCGCCAGAGUGGCGGAUUGAGACACCGACGCUCAAGGAAGCCAAAGAAAGCUCGGGCGGCACAAAGAUUGGCCGGCGGCGUAUCCUGGGGCAUAGCAGGUCAUCGGCGCUUCUGGCAGAUGGACGGAUGGCAUCAAGCCCUGAAUCCCAGUGAGCGAACGGGAGGCGUCAAAAUCCAGCCACACGCAGAGUUUCGAAACGGAGAGUAGACUCGUCUAGCCCCGUUGUACUGCUUGGUUGCAUGCGAUGCAAUGUGAUCAUCCCAGCUCUUUUC
Molecule: messenger RNA, 574 nt
Organism: Mycena citricolor
Lineage: Eukaryota; Fungi; Basidiomycota; Agaricomycetes; Agaricales; Mycenaceae
Source: the annotation of a GenBank genome assembly